Anarrhichthys ocellatus (wolf-eel) is the source of this 3579-nucleotide messenger RNA. RefSeq names its product coiled-coil domain containing 85A, like (gene ccdc85al). The transcript has 4 exons. Bases 439 to 1866 code for a protein of 475 amino acids. The record is from RefSeq and is a predicted model, not a curated record. NCBI's taxonomy places the organism in Eukaryota, Metazoa, Chordata, Actinopteri, Perciformes, Anarhichadidae.
UCUCUUUUCGCAGUGUGCUGAACCUGCAGGUGUGUGUGUGUGUGUGUGUGUGCGUGUGUGUGUGUGUGUGCACCGACUGUCCGCCGAAGCUGUUCUCACUUUGACCACGUUUGGGACCAAAUUUGGAUGUAGCAAAACCGAGGCGACAACUCACACCGUAAGUAGGCUGGCCACAGUUCACCCUGGCUGCGAGGAUGUUGCAGUGAUAAGACAGCAGAGCAGCUUCUCCGCCGGCAUCGUCAGCUGUUGCUCUGUAGCAGAGAGUGGAAGAGUCGCGAGCAACAGCAGAAGACUAAAAAGGCCGAACUAUGCGACGGACUUUCUGCCGGUAACCGUUUUCCACCUCAAGUCGACCGCGGAGCGGAUGCGAGCGGAGGUUGUCAACGAGCCUCUGACUAUUUUCUGCCCUUUUUUGUCGGUGCCGGAGGAGCUGUGCCAAUGGAGAAGGCGACUCCGCCGCCCCAGCCCCAGCCCCAGCUCCAGCUGUCGAUAGCGAAGACUGAAAGUCCAGCGGAGGACAUCUCCGGUCUGACUGACGAGGAGCUGCUCAAGUGGACCAAGGAGGACCUGGUGCGGCGGCUGAGGCGGUCCGAGGCCGACAAGAUGAGCGUGAUUCUGGACCACGGGAAUCUCAUUCGAGAGGUCAAUCGCAGCCUCCAGCUGCACUUGAACGAGAUCAGGGGGCUGAAGGAUAUUAAUCAGAAGCUGCAGGAGGAUAACCGUGAGCUGCGGGACUUGUGCUGCUUCCUGGACGACGACCGCCAGAAAGGCAAGCGUGUAUCCAGGGAGUGGCAGCGCUUGGGACGGUACAGUGCCAGCAUCAUGCGCAAAGAGGUGACCCUCUACCUCCAGAAACUCAAGGAGCUGGAGCUCCGACAGGAGGAGGUAAUCCGGGAGAACCUGGAGCUGAAGGAGCUCUGCCUGCUGCUGGAUGAGGAGAAAGGGGUGGUAGGUGGAGGAGGUGGGGGUGGAGGAAGUGGAGGGGGAGGGAGUGUAGGGCUGGGAGGGUGCCGCAACUCCAUAACCAGCCAGAGUAGUUUGCUGCUGGUGCCCGGGCAGGGCCUCCUGAUGAGAGACGUGGGGGAUGGGAGCAGCACCUCCAGCGCAGGGAGCGCUGACAGCUCCGAUCACCCUCAACAUAAGCAGCCUCACCUGGCUCCAGGGGUGGGUGGGGUUGGUAGCGGUGGGGAAAAAGGGAGCCCCGAGCUUGUGCACAAACCCAGGUGCAGCAGCAUCAGUGGAAUAGGAAGCAUAAGCGGAGUAGACAGGGAGAUGCCCAGCCCUGAGCACCCUGCUGGGCGCCACCGGAGUACAAGCCUGGAGUACCCGUACACCCUGCCCCAGCUCUGCCGGCCCCGCUGCGGCUCCAUAUCCGUGCCUGACCACAGUCGAGCCAUGCGGGGCCUCAGCCCGGAAAAAUACGGGAGGAACGUGGGCCGACGCAGUCCGGAGCAGCACCCCAAGCACCACAGCUCCGACCUCCUCCUGGGCCAGAGGCAGCACUUCCUGGGUCAGGGAGGCAGCGGGGAGCUCUAUCAGAGGCACCACAGGAGCAGCAUAAGCAGUAUUAGCUGCGGGAGCCCCGAGCCCAGGCAGGCACAUUUAGGGGCCUCAGAGCACCAUGAAAAGGGCUGCGUGGUCCAGGGGGGCAGCCCCGAAACUCAUAGGCACCAGUACAGUAUGAGCCCUGACCAUGUGAAGUUUGGCAGCCCUGUGAGAGACGGGCAGAGGAGGCCGGCAGGAGACGAGCUGUCGCCACACCAUCGGAGCAUCUACAAUGGCAUGAAUGCUUUGAUAUCAGCCGGCUGCUGCACCAACAACUGUAGAAAUGUCAAGGUAUGGGACAGCUUUGACGCCUCCUCUUGACCCCGACUUGACCAGAUAGGCUCCACAAACGGAGCAGAGGUGGCAGCGGUGCAGCCCUCCUGCGUCUCUGGCCUUGAUAGACACGAGAGCCAGUGGACGCCAUCCUCCACGACUCCGGAUGGCCCGCCGUCCAUGGCUUCUUCCACGUCUACAGCCCUGAAAACAACAACAUGCCUCCAUGUUUUCAUUUCUACAUAUCGAGAGUUUAUGAGAAGAGGGGGUUUCGGGGGGGGGGGGGAAUGCUAUUAGUACGGUUGGUAAAUCUCGCAAAGACUGCUGCAGCUCAAUGGAUUAGAGUGGAUAUCUCUCCCUUCCAACUGUGACACGGCUACCUCCCGUAGAGCACCCAGAGAAAGGGAGGGAUGCUGGCGAUCAGUGAGAGAAGAUGUAGAGGACAGUACGCUAUUUGUGCUGCUACCCUCUGUUUACAAAUGUACAUCAUUAGCGGAGAAGCACAUCCAUUUAAAUUUCUAUACCCUGCUGUACUAAACCUUUAUUUUCCCACACUUGUCCCUGACUGUCUAACCACUCUCUGCCUCCUCCCCUUCAUCUUCAGAUACCCCUCAUCUUCAGUGUGUAAUAAUGAGACUGGUGUAAUCUAAUGUUCUGUCUCUCAAAUCCAGCCGAUCACAUGAUUGCCGUCGUCUUCAAUGUUCUCAGACAUUUCAACUGAAUUUAAAAACAAACAAAAAGCAUAUUUGUCAAAGAUGUUCUAGCAAAGAAAAGAAAACAGCCUCUUCCUGUGUCUUAAACCGAGAUGGUCAUCAUUACAAGCUGCUGACAGAUGUUCUAGUUCUAUAAGAUGCAAUGUUCAGGUGUACUUUUUCUUUUUUGUAUUAUAUUCUUUGCUCCCUUAAAGCGCCUAUAUAUUGAAGCUGGGGAGAAGAUUAUACGUUUCUCCAUGUUGUUUUUUAAAAGGAAGUAAAGUCCAAGUAAAAAGUAGAUUAUUGGAUUAGUUUUCUAUAUAUCUAUAUAUAAAUAUAAUAUGAUUAUUAUUUUUGACUUACUGGUAUUAGAACUAUUAUAUGAAGAUGCAUAUGAUAUAUAUAUAUAUAUAUAACAAAUAAUAAACAGACUUCUUUAUGUAAAAGUGCAUCGCUUGUUCAGGUUUUAUUUCCGUGUGCUGAAAUGACUCAGGUGAGUGUGUGCUGACCUUUGACCCUGCCACCAAAAGUCACACUGGACACGUGAAGCCGAUUAUAAUGUUAGGAAAGAAAUCUAUUAGUCACAUACAGCAGCAAUGACAAAAGAACGGAGCAGAGUGAGAGUUGUUUCUCAGUUGUUUGGAUAUGUGCAAACCAAUAUGAUAAUAGAGAUUAUUAUGAGUUUAAACAAUCGAGCAAAAACACAUCCUAACCCUCACACGCUGCCAUGUCCCAUCCUGUCAGUUUGGAAACAAUAGGGUCAAACUGGGAGGAAUUUCCUGUUAAGUCGGUGGAACUGUAACAGCCAGCUCCCCUUCCUCUGCACCCGUCACCUUCCCUCACAUCCUGCCCAACAGGCUCAAUCCAGUUGUGCUACAACAUCUGCUACACUACUAAGGAUUUCCGACACCAUUGUGUGUGUGUUUGUGUGUGUGUGAGUAUUUAUGAUUUGAUCAAAGGGUAAAGCUGAACAUGUCAGAACAAAACCAAAAAUGUGCUAUCUCAGCUACAGGACAGCAUAUGCAGGCUUGACUCAAAUAAACUACAGCGGCCAUGUUCACCAUAAUAA